AUGGCGGAGCUCACUCACCCUUACUAUCCCCUAGGGGCAAAGAUUGCGGAUUAUUCGCCCAACCAGACACCAGUCCUUGAGCUGCUUUUUUUGGCUGCUGCGGCAUCUAUCGUCCUCCUGGGGGUGACAUUGGCGGUGGUCAGUUAUGUGCGACCGACCCUGCGGAUGGCAGAUCGAAUUGCCAUUUUGUGGUUUGUGCUUUCGGGAAGUCUGCAUUGCUUCUUCGAGGGCUACUUCAUGAUUCACCAUGACCAUAUGGCAUCGGCCCAAGAUCUCUUUGGGCAACUAUGGAAGGAGUAUGCCCUGUCCGACUCUCGAUACAUGACUGCCGACACACUGGUGCUGUGCAUGGAGACGAUGACUGUGUUGAUAUGGGGCCCUCUCUGUUUUGUCGUUGCAUACUUGAUCGCAAAUCGCCAUUCCCUGCGCCACGCCAUCCAGGUCAUCGUCUGCAUGAGCCAUCUCUACGGCGACGCGCUGUACUAUGCAACGAGUCUCUUCGAUGAAUAUGUCCACGGGCGGGCAUACUGCCGACCCGAGCCAUAUUAUUUCUGGGUAUAUUAUUUCUUCAUGAAUUUCAUCUGGAUCGUCGUGCCAUCCUACUAUCUCUUUGACAGCAUCACGACGAUCUCGGCAGCCUUGAAAAAACAUGAGGAGUCCGCUGAAGGCCGUAAAACACAAUAG
Molecule: messenger RNA, 684 nt
Organism: Penicillium alfredii
Lineage: Eukaryota; Fungi; Ascomycota; Eurotiomycetes; Eurotiales; Aspergillaceae
Product: EXPERA domain-containing protein
Exons: 4
Coding region: 1-684 (227 amino acids)
Biological process (GO): sterol biosynthetic process
Cellular component (GO): endoplasmic reticulum; membrane
Molecular function (GO): steroid Delta-isomerase activity; cholestenol delta-isomerase activity; C-8 sterol isomerase activity
Source: RefSeq, a predicted model, not a curated record